Oncorhynchus keta (chum salmon) is the source of this 2644-nucleotide messenger RNA. RefSeq lists its product as uncharacterized. Lineage: Eukaryota; Metazoa; Chordata; Actinopteri; Salmoniformes; Salmonidae. The coding region runs from base 446 to 2494 and encodes 682 amino acids. The record is from RefSeq and is a predicted model, not a curated record. The transcript is spliced from 9 exons.
GAAGUUAAAGGAAAAUUCCAACCCCAAAAAACAAUAUUUUUGAUAUUUGAUUCAUUAGUUCAUUGCUGACAAGCAAAACAUUUUGGGACUGUCACCAAUCCAGUUUUCAAGAUACGUAACUUUCAAAAUGUCAGCUCAAAACGCAGGUGUAAAACGCAGUUUAUUUCUGUAUCUUGUCGUUUGAAAACGCAUCACCAUUUAUGGCUGUAAUGACAGGCUACAUUUGCGCAGUGAUUGUGUCGGGGGUCGCCUGUUUGAAAACCGCUGAGCUCGCGAACAGUUGGCUAAUUUGCUGUACAGCUAUAGAAAUGGGUGCAGCGCAAACGUGAAAUUGAAGGGAGAGGUGACUGCCAUAGAUGAAUAUGGAGACUCCAGAAAUGGUUUGGUGAUGAAGGGAGAGGUGACUGCCAUAGAUGAAUAUUGAGACUCCAGAAAUGGUUUGGUGAUGAAGGGAGAGGUGACUGCCAUCGAUGAAUAUGGAGACUCCAGAAAUGGUUUGGUGAUGAAGGGAGAGGUGACUGCCAUCGAUGAAUAUGGAGACUCCAGAAAUGGUUUGGUGAUGAAGGGAGAGGUGACUGCCAUAGAUGAAUAUGGAGACUCCAGAAAUGGUUUGGUGAUGAAGGGAGAGGUGACUGCCAUAGAUGAAUAUGGAGACUCCAGAAAUGGUUUGGUGAUGAAGGGAGAGGUGACUGCCAUAGAUGAAUAUGGAGACUCCAGAAAUGGUUUGGUGAUGAAGGGAGAGGUGACUGCCAUAGAUGAAUAUGGAGACUCCAGAAAUGGUUUGGUGAUGAAGGGAGAGGUGACUGCCAUAGAUGAAUAUGGAGACUCCAGAAAUGGUUUGGUGAUGAAGGGAGAGGUGACUGCCAUAGAUGAACAUGGAGACUCCAGAAAUGGUUUGGUGAUGAAGGGAGAGGUGACUGCCAUAGAUGAAUAUGGAGACUCCAGAAAUGGUUUGGUGAUGAAGGGAGAGGUGACUGGCAUAGAUGAAUAUGGAGACUCCAGAAAUGGUUUGGUGAUGAAGGGAGAGGUGACUGCCAUAGAUGAAUAUGGAGACUCCAGAAAUGGUUUGGUGAUGAAGGGAGAGGUGACUGCCAUAGAUGAAUAUGGAGACUCCAGAAAUGGUUUGGUGAUGAAGGGAGAGGUGACUGCCAUAGAUGAAUAUGGAGACUCCAGAAAUGGUUUGGUGAUGAAGGGAGAGGUGACUGCCAUCGAUGAAUAUGGAGACUCCAGAAAUGGUUUGGUGAUGAAGGGAGAGGUGACUGCCAUCGAUGAAUAUGGAGACUCCAGAAAUGGUUUGGUGAUGAAGGGAGAGGUGACUGCCAUAGAUGAACAUGGAGACUCCAGAAAUGGUUUGGUGAUGAAGGGAGAGGUGACUGCCAUAGAUGAAUAUGGAGACUCCAGAAAUGGUUUGGUGAUGAAGGGAGAGGUGACUGCCAUAGAUGAACAUGGAGACUCCAGAAAUGGUUUGGUGAUGAAGGGAGAGGUGACUGCCAUCGAUGAAUAUGGAGACUCCAGAAAUGGUUUGGUGAUGAAGGGAGAGGUGACUGCCAUCGAUGAAUAUGGAGACUCCAGAAAUGGUUUGGUGAUGAAGGGAGAGGUGACUGCCAUCGAUGAAUAUGGAGACUCCAGAAAUGGUUUGGUGAUGAAGGGAGAGGUGACUGCCAUCGAUGAAUAUGGAGACUCCAGAAAUGGUUUGGUGAUGAAGGGAGAGGUGACUGCCAUCGAUGAAUAUGGAGACUCCAGAAAUGGUUUGGUGAUGAAGGGAGAGGUGACUGCCAUCGAUGAAUAUGGAGACUCCAGAAAUGGUUUGGUGAUGAAGGGAGAGGUGACUGCCAUCGAUGAAUAUGGAGACUCCAGAAAUGGUUUGGUGAUGAAGGGAGAGGUGACUGCCAUCGAUGAAUAUGGAGACUCCAGAAAUGGUUUGGUGAUGAAGGGAGAGGUGACUGCCAUAGAUGAAUAUGGAGACUCCAGAAAUGGUUUGGUGAUGAAGGGAGAGGUGACUGCCAUCGAUGAAUAUGGAGACUCCAGAAAUGGUUUGGUGAUGAAGGGAGAGGUGACUGCCAUAGAUGAAUAUGGAGACUCCAGAAAUGGUUUGGUGAUGAAGGGAGAGGUGACUGCCAUAGAUGAAUAUGGAGACUCCAGAAAUGGUUUGGUGAUGAAGGGAGAGGUGACUGCCAUAGAUGAACAUGGAGACUCCAGAAAUGGUUUGGUGAUGAAGGGAGAGGUGACUGCCAUAGAUGAACAUGGAGACUCCAGAAAUGGUUUGGUGAUGAAGGGAGAGGUGACUGCCAUAGAUGAAUAUGGAGACUCCAAAAAUGGUUUGGUGAUGAAGGGAGAGGUGACUGCCAUAGAUGAAUAUGAAGACUCCAAAAAUGGUUUGGUGAUGAAGUAUAUGAACCGUUUACGUUGCUCCCCAGCAAUGGGGCAUCAAGCAUCACUUACUAACACAGGACUAUUGGUGUUUUUCUAUGUCGAAAUUACUUUAAAUGUAUAAUUGACUUUAAAUGUAUCAUUGACUUAAGAAGCUUGGAUUUGGAAUUUGUUGAAAUGAAUUAUUACAUCAUAACAAUGUGUUGUAGACAAAAGAAAAAAGGUCUGUCUAGUAGCCUCAAUAAAUAAACAAAGAUUUGUAAUUGAAUAAAUC